UCUUUAAAAGCUAAGAACUGUGCUGAGCUUUACUACUCUGAUCAAAGAAUCAGCGGUGUUUAUACAAUCUACCCUGAUGACAAAGCUCCCUUUGAUGUAUAUUGCGACCAGUCGACAGCUGGUGGAGGAUGGACAGUGAUCCAAAAGAGACUGAAUGGCUCCGUUGAUUUUAACCGCACCUGGGAUGACUACAAACAUGGCUUCGGUAAUUUCCUCGUUGGUGAAUAUUGGCUUGGAUUGGAGAAGAUCCGCCGCUUGACUGAGAAUAAGACAGAAAACAGGCUUCGAAUAGUUCUUGGGGUAAAAGAUACGAAGCUACUGGUUCCUAGAAACACUUUGUACGCUGAAUAUGCGUGGCUUAAAAUUGGAGACGAGGAAGCGAAAUACCAGCUGAACCUUGGAAAUCCUACAAGUAAGCCCAAGGCACUGAAUCAACGUUAACAGCAGCUUCACUUUUAUCAUGAUUAUACGUAACUAGCUUUAUAGGUCUCUAUCCAAAUUUCGACCCAUUCAGUCUCUUCCAAUCCUGUUAUUUACUUGCAAUUCACGUUUGCCAAACGACUCUGUUCACAGCGUGUCUAGUCUAAGUCAUGUAAAGGCCUCUCACACUGAUAAAGCGGCUCGCCUCUUUGUGACUCAAUGGAAGUGUUUCAAGACCACACUAGGUCAAGUUCCGUAUUUGUUUCGUUUUGCUUUUUUUUUUUUUUCAACCUUAAGGUGGUCGUGAUGAUAACAUAUUUUUCCAAUCUUUCCGCUCCUCUACAGAGUAGUAUCUUACGGGCUUAUAUUGAUAUAAAUGCAUAUUUUCUUCAUUUCCCUAUCUUUUAAGACAUGACUGUUAGUCAAGAUUCUCUCAGUUAUCAUAAUGGCUUCAAGUUUGGUACCUUUGAUAAACAUCACGCUGGUCCUCAAUGUGCGUCAAAAAGUGGAGGAGGCUGGUGGUACGAUGUGACAUGCGCUGGGAGGUCAAAUCUCAACGCUGUUUAUAAUGAUGAUGGAUCGGCAAAGAUCUCUUGGGCAGGGCUAGUUCCCGACAGUGCUAUUGACAGUGCUCCCAAGACAACUGAAAUGAAGAUCAGACCUAUGAACUUUUCUUCAAAUUCACUUACUCAUUAG
This is a messenger RNA of Pocillopora meandrina, 1116 nucleotides long. The record is from the annotation of a GenBank genome assembly. Lineage: Eukaryota; Metazoa; Cnidaria; Anthozoa; Scleractinia; Pocilloporidae.